AUGGUCUCGCUGGUCAUUGAGACCAGCACUUCAUCGAUCGUUCUGGUCACCGAGGCUCGCCGGCUAUGGACCCCCAUCAAGUAUGCCCCAAUUGGUCGGCCGGCCAUCCACCGGCCCACCAUUCACCGGUACGCAUGGCCGGUAAACGCCCUUGAACAGGCGUACCCGGAGCAGACCCAAAUCCGGGUCGACAGACGGCCGGGAGAGGCCAAGUGGACGGCAGGCAUCUCGCUGGCGGACGUGCGAACCAGGACAAUACUGGAAAUGGAGCAAGACUCCGGUAUGGUCACCAAGGCCAUAAAUGCCACGGCGGUCCAGUUAAUGGACCGCGUGGCACACCAGGAACGGCUGGAAUUACCCGCACACAUGUGGCGAUUCUGGCUCUUCUUGUAG
Bursaphelenchus xylophilus (pine wood nematode) is the source of this 393-nucleotide messenger RNA. The record is from the annotation of a GenBank genome assembly. NCBI's taxonomy places the organism in Eukaryota, Metazoa, Nematoda, Chromadorea, Rhabditida, Aphelenchoididae.